This is a messenger RNA of Caenorhabditis sp. 36 PRJEB53466, 1920 nucleotides long. Lineage: Eukaryota; Metazoa; Nematoda; Chromadorea; Rhabditida; Rhabditidae. The record is from the annotation of a GenBank genome assembly.
AUGACGGAUGCUACGUUCAAGUACAUGACGGAUGCUGCCUACGAAGAGUGGAAGAACGUGAUGAACGGCCAUCCGUCGGAGCCGAAGUUCACGAAUCCGGUUCUCUGGGGAGGAGAGCCGCCAGUUUGAACGUUAUUAGUAUUUAUAUCAAUUUCCUCUAAACUUCCUUCUAGUCCGUUGUAAUUUUCGGUUUCUCAUAAAAUUAAUAUUCAGAUCAAUCAAAAUUUCGCUUCUUUUUCAAUUCCUUCUCAAUUCUCAUCUCCUCAAAACUUGAACACAAUUUUUAUUAAGCCAUAAAGUUUUGUAGAGUCACAUACUAAUUUAGUUUUAAAAUAUGGAAUUCCAUGUAAUUGUUCUCGUGGCCACCUUUCAACUCAUAAAACAUCCUUUACCACUUCCCUUCUGAUCAUUUUCUGACAAGUUAUGCGUAAGGAAGAAAAAAGCAAAGCGGAGAACACGGCCCAAGAGCCGGGCUCCCGUGCUCCGACGACGAAGCGCGAGAAGCAAGUGGCGGUAGGCGGGUGCACAACUACAGUAAUCCAUUGAGUUCUCGCAGGUGUCGCCGAUGAAUAAAAAACCGAAAAACAAAUCGAUUCUGUUGAUCGAAAAGGACGAGCGUCCGGGCAUCGGCAAGAACGCAAAGGCGCGCGCCGGGAACCGAUCGCUGGUGAUGGCGAAGACGCAGCCGACGUCAGAAGGGGCCAAGACGAUCCGCAUCGACGAGAUGAAGAAGCCGAUGAGUCUGACUUUGGCGAAGAAUCAAGAAUUGAUGGAGGCGGUGGAUCUGCAGAAGAAAUUGGAGAAAAAGAUGGAAGAGAGGAGGAGGGAGGAGAAGACGCAAGAGAUCACCGCACGGAACAAGACCGUCGAGGGCACCGAUAUGGUCGAAAUCAUCAAUCGGCACUAUCGGGCCUUGCAAUCCGGCGUGAGGAAGAUCAAGUACACACGGACAGAGUACGAGAGUGUCAUCGCCGAAGUGCAGACGAUCUUCACCGCGGAGAAGACUCUCAUAGACCUGGAUCCGCCGUGCGUGGUGGUCGGCGACCUCCACGGCCAGUUCAACGACCUUAUCAACAUGUUCGUGCUGCUCGGCCGUCCUCCAGAAACUGUCUACGUCUUCACGGGCGACUACGUGGAUCGGGGACAGAUGAGUUUGGAAGUGAUAAUGCUCCUGUUCGCCUACAAGAUCUGCUACCGGAUCACAUUUACCUGCUGCGUGGCAAUCAUGAAAUUCCACGUGUCAACAAGAAGUACGGCUUCUACGACGAGUGUCUCUCCUGCAUUCCCAAGCACGGAGAGGUCAUUUGGGCGCUCUUCCAGCGCUGCUUCAACAAUAUGCCCAUUUCCGCACUGAUCGCCACCAAAAUCAUGUGCAUGCAUGGCGGACUCUCGCCCUCGCUCACCACUCUUGACGUGAGCAUUUUCCUUCAUUUCAGACCACCAAAUUAACAUUUUGAAGGACCUGCGCAACUACAAAAAGCCAAUUCGCAAUCCCUCGUGCGGCAUCAUAAACGACAUGCUGUGGGCGGAUCCCGACAUUUCCGUGUUCGAGUGGAAAACGAGCAGCCGUGGUUCCGGAUUCGUAUUCGGCACCAAUGUGAUUGACGACACGUGCGCGCGCCUCGGCAUCGAACUCAUCAUCCGAGCCCAUCAAUUGUGCGUCGACGGGUAUUGGGUCGUCAGCGGAAACAAGCUCAUCACGAUCUUCUCGGCGCCCGUCUACGGCAAUCAGAACAAGAAUGCAGCGAGUGUGGUGAAGAUCGACGAGAAACUCACCGUCCAGUUGGUUCUUUUUGUGCCCGAAUCGGUUAGUUUAGCACUGGUAGAAGUUAUGAAUUCCCACAGUUUCAGCCUACAAUCAAAGAGACACUACAGCAGAAGAAUCGAGUUUGGGAUCCAGCUAUUGAAGCGGUCGGCUGA